CUUUACCGUCGUAAUACUCCAGUCUAGCUACAUUAGCAGAAGUAUCCAUAAAUCGGGAGAACUAUGUGUAGCAGGCGAGAUGGUAAUAACUCGUUUCUUCGCCCAAGUGGGUCCUUUUGCUCUGGUGAUUCAUCGCCACCAACACCGUCAUCGCUUCUAUUACAGCUGCCAGCAGAGAUCCGCGUUAUGAUAUGGAAAUAUGUGAUUGGAGGAUUCCAUGUGCGAGUCAUUACCAAAAAUGGAAGAUUCGUCUGUCGGCUCUGCAAUCCUAUAACCUGGCACGGGAAACCAUCCACAAUAGGUGCACAAGACGACAAAAAACAUGCUCAGGACCAUAUCUUCAGGGCCAGGAGUGAAUAUUCCACACCCUACACACGUUGGGGGCCCCUCAACUUGAUAUUAGUGUGUAGGCAAAUUUGUCUCGAAUCUAUCGACAUUUUCUUUACUACCAACACCUUCAUAUUUACUAACUUCUACGACUUCAUACACCAACGAUUUUAUUUAUACCUCCUACAUUCGCAAAGCAUGCGCUUUGUUUGGAUCACUCCAAAUCCUUCCGAGGGUUGGGGCCACCACUACAACCGUAGCAAUCACUGGGUGACGGUCUUAUCAACAUUAUCGACGUUUCAAAAUCUCCGAGUUCUUCAGAUUUUCUUACCAGAAACCUCUCACUUUGCAAGGGAGGAAGUGUACUCGGCACUCUCUGCGUUUCAAUUCCGCCGAGUACGCCUCAACAUUCACAUCCCUAGCGUGGGUCCAAUAAUCCGGUGCCAAUGGGAUCGUUAUUGCCCAACCUGGCUCAGCGUGACUCCUGAUCUCGAGGGUAUGGCCAGACUUGAAGCUGAACUAAAGAAACGGGGAAUGGGCAACAACAUUACAGUUUCUACAGGUGGCUUAAUCAAAACUAGUGAGGAACUGUACCCUUUGCAAUUAGCGCUCACCGGAGCCGAUCAGAGUUUUGUACCCUACUCAAAUGCUGGAUCUUCGACAUAUCGCUCCCCUCCAAGUUUGCCAUCUACUUCUGUAAGAAGUUAUCCACUAGCAAAACGUCGAAAGAUUGAGGGAAACCGGCACGUAUCACAACUACCAACUGCAUUUACGAGAACUCUUAAUAUUGCAAAGCCAGGAUUUCAAGAGAAAAGCAGGCCUCCCCCAGGAGUCACUUCGGCUCCUCACUUCUGCUGGGCUACGGACUCGUGGAAAUUUGAGGACCGCGGCGCUCGCUUCAAUGAUUGUAGGAGUUUUCCGUCCCAAUGA
Messenger RNA from Lindgomyces ingoldianus, 1257 nucleotides. RefSeq lists its product as uncharacterized. Lineage: Eukaryota; Fungi; Ascomycota; Dothideomycetes; Pleosporales; Lindgomycetaceae. The record is from RefSeq and is a predicted model, not a curated record. Bases 64 to 1257 code for a protein of 397 amino acids. The transcript is spliced from 3 exons.